Messenger RNA from Staurois parvus, 267 nucleotides. Lineage: Eukaryota; Metazoa; Chordata; Amphibia; Anura; Ranidae. The record is from the annotation of a GenBank genome assembly.
AUGCUGACAUCACUGGCGGAGAAUGGAGUCAAGCAGUGCUACCACUACUGGCCAGAUGAAGGCUCUAACCUCUACCAUAUCUACGAGGUAAAUCUUGUCUCCGAGCAUAUCUGGUGUGAGGAUUUUCUUGUCAGAAGCUUCUAUCUGAAAAAUCUACAGACUAACGAAACCCGCACUGUCACCCAGUUUAAUUUCCUCAACUGGAAUGACCAUGGCGUUCCGGCUUCAACCCGCUCGCUGUUAGACUUCCGCAGGUACUCAUUUUAA